Messenger RNA from Anolis carolinensis (green anole), 3417 nucleotides. RefSeq names its product zinc finger CCCH-type containing 12A (gene zc3h12a). Gene Ontology annotation, molecular function: mRNA binding; RNA endonuclease activity; metal ion binding. Bases 143 to 2074 code for a protein of 643 amino acids. NCBI's taxonomy places the organism in Eukaryota, Metazoa, Chordata, Lepidosauria, Squamata, Anolidae. Gene Ontology annotation, cellular component: nucleus; cytoplasmic ribonucleoprotein granule. Gene Ontology annotation, biological process: 3'-UTR-mediated mRNA destabilization. The record is from RefSeq and is a predicted model, not a curated record. The transcript is spliced from 6 exons.
CCUCUCUUCCGCCUCAGUCAGUCGCUGUUGCCGCCGCCAUGGAGCAGAGGGAGCUGCAAGGGAACGGAGAUCAAGGGCGCGGUGCCUUCAACUGAGGAACCAAAGAAGGAAGGGAGGAAGGAAGGGAGGAAGGAGGCCGGCCAUGGAGGCGGCGGGGCUGGCCUUCCCCUGCUGGAGAGGCCCUUCUGAAGCCGACGAGGAGGAGGACGGAGCCCCGGGCUUGGAGAGCGGCUACCUGAGCCUCUCCAGGCGGGGCCCCGAGGAGAAGGACGCCGACGACGAGGAGGAGGAGGCCCGCCUGAAGGUGGACUUCUUCCGCAAGCUGGGCUACUCGGCAGCCGAGGUGGAAGGCGCGCUGCAGAAGCACGGCCCCGGCGCGGACACCAACACCGUCCUGGGCGCUUUGGUCCAGCACGGGGGCCCCGAGCAGCCGCCUCCGCAGCCGCAGCCGCCGCCCAAGAGGAAGGGGCCCGGGACCCCCACGUCCACGGGCCCCCAGGACACGCAGCCCGCCCCGCCGCCCCACAGCCCCGCCCAGGAGGGGGCCCAGCUCCGCCCCAUCGUCAUCGACGGCAGCAACGUCGCCAUGAGCCAUGGGGACAGAGACGUCUUCUCCUGCCGAGGCAUUCUGCUAGCGGUGAACUGGUUCCUUGACCGAGGGCACACCGACAUCACUGUCUUUGUGCCAUCUUGGAGGAAGGAGCAGCCGAGGCCGGACGCACCCAUUGCAGAUCAGGAAAUCCUUCUGGACCUGGAACGGAGGAAGAUCGUGGUCUUCACACCCUCACGGCGGGUGGGGGGCAAGCGGGUGGUCUGCUAUGACGACCGCUUCAUUGUCAAGCUGGCCUUCGAGUCGGACGGCGUGGUGGUCUCCAACGACACCUACCGGGACCUGCAGGCCGAGCGGAGCGAGUGGAAGAAGUUCAUCGAGGAGCGCCUGCUCAUGUACUCCUUCGUCAACGACAAGUUCAUGCCUCCAGAUGACCCGCUCGGGCGCCACGGACCCAGCCUGGACAACUUCCUCAGGAAGAAGCCGCUGGCUCCCGAACACAAGAAGCAGCAGUGUCCCUAUGGCAAGAAAUGCACCUACGGCAUCAAGUGCAAGUUCUACCACCCGGAGCGGGCGAACCAGGCGCAGCGUUCCGUUGCGGAUGAGCUCCGCGCCAAUGCCAGGCUCUCUCCAACCCAAAGUGCCACCAAGGAGGAGAGGAAUACCCGCCGCUGCCCCCCGCAAGGGGAGUCGCUGGGUCCCGAGAGUGGCAGUGAGAAGCUCUCCUCGCCAAAAGCCACUUCGGUUGAGAAGAAAGGCUCCGCUCACAAAGGGGGCAAAGCGGUGGACAAAGUGGCCCACUUGCCCAAAGUGGGGGGCACCUCCCCCAAGAAGGGGGGCGGCAGCAUCAGUGGAGGGAGCCACUACCGGCUGCAGGAUUGGUACCAAACGCCGCUGCCCCUGGCCUCCCCCUGCAUGGAUUCGCUCACAUAUGUCUCUCAGGAGCACCUCGACUCUGGGAUCGGCUCCUUGGAAGGCCAACUGUCCGAGAUGUGGCCACACAGCCACUAUGGCCACCAAGAGCCCCUGGGGAGCUACCGGGGGCCUGGUUACCCACAUUCUUGCUCCUCCUCCUCCUCCGGCCCCGAGUCCGGCAGCUACCACCCCUUCCAACCCCAGGGCUACCACCUGCCACUCUCCGGCUCCGGCUCCGGCUUCCUGCCGUACGGCCAAGAGUUGCCUUCCAGCCAGGCACCUCCGCCGCACUCCUUUUCUGGGUAUGCUGUGCCCGCUGACUCUUCUCUGGCUGCAGGGAGGAAGUACUGGUCUGAGCCAGCCUGCCCACCUCCGCGAGAGUUUCCCAGGGCCCCCCGGAUGGCCUACGAGGACAGUCCCCCCUCUCGCCCUCCCUGGCCGGCUCCAGAGCGCCUGGCUGAGGAGCGGGCCAAGAUCCACAUCAAGCUCUGCGGGAUCUUCCAUCCGCACCUGGUGGACGCCGUCAUGAGUCGCUUCCCGCACCUCCUGGACCCCCAGCAGCUGGCAGCCGAAAUCCUCACCUACAAGUCGCAGAACCCCCGGGUCUGAGGGCAGAGGUUCCUGCCUUUUGGUGGACAGGAGUCCAUUCCCUUUGGGUGGCUGUCUGGUCAAGGCGUUGGGGUUGGACAGAGUGGGCCAGGCAGAAACGGGAUUGCCAAACAUGGCCAGGGGACAUGCUGAGCCUUGUCCAUAAUCCCAAUGGGGUUCUCCCACUUGCAGAGGUGAUGAGACCUUAUUUAGUCUGAAGUGAAAUGUCCACUUUCCAUUCAAAAGUGGAGUUCUGCCUGCCCAUUUUGGCUUGCAGACACAUGUUGUGUGUGGCAUUUUCACACACGGCUUUCUUGCACAUUUGUCUGUGCAGCAUGGCUGUACAUUAACCGGUGACAUUGAAUCACUGUCAUGUGAGCACAAAGUUAUGCUCAAUCCUUCUCUUCCCAAUUCUUCGAUCCUUAACCUAGCCAUUUGUGUGCAUAUUCAUUGUGUGCAUAAUAACCCCCUCCAACCACAAUGGCCCCUGGCCACUAAGAUAUCCCCAAAUCAUUGUCCCCUGUGACUUGGUCAGUAGCUUUGCGACUGAUGCUGAAAGUCCAUUCUCAGGUUCUGGCUGUGCUUGCGGCCAGCUACUCUCUCUGGACAUCCCUAACCUCGUGAAAGAUGGGGUGUCUGUCCCUCUCAUUUUGGAGAGAAAGAGGAAAAACUGCUCUGUUUGCUCUCCUUCUCUUAAAUGGCUCAGUCAUGGUGACUGGUAAGUCCGACGUUAAUGGUUCUGGAGCCUUUCGGUAACGAAUCUGUCACAAUUGCCUCCGGCGCCUGACCGCUUCUCCCAUCCCGAGGGCGUGAUUCGCUCACAGGCCAGGAGCAAUUGACCCUGUUGAUGCAUAUUGUAUCCCCCAUAUUAUGUAUUAUGUAUUAAUCUCUUUUAAGAGGUCCGCAGCGUGGCUUUAAGGCGAGGGCACUGUGUGCCGCUUCAGGAGCCGCCUGGACCGGUAAUAAAACCAUAAAUAAUAAAACCGCGUAUGCCUAGUUGAGGAUGAGGAAUCACCAGAGUGUGAUGGUUUCAUGUCAGUAAGCAAAAUGCUUCUUAAUGAUAAGUAGCCACUUGAUCUUAAUAACUUUUGCACAUUUUGUAACUCAGCGAGAUAAUGGUUUGUAAUGGAACGGUAUUUUUUAACAGUCACUCCUUUGGCAGUAAUGGUUCUUUUUGGCUAUUUUGUCCUGCUCAGAGGGCCUCUCCUAGAACUAAGGGUUCAAAAUGCAAUAAUGAAAAAUUAGCUGGAAUGUUUCACUCCUUGGAAAUAGCAAUGUGCAAAUAAUAAUAAUAAUAAUUUUUUAAAGAUUUCUUUCUAAAGCAAUAACUGUUUUGCACAAAUAAAAGGCUUUGUUUGCUCAUA